AUGGUUUCGACGAGGCGAGUGAAGGCACUUUCGAGGCCUCCAAGCCGCUCAUCCGUCACCACGAGGACAGUCACCAGCGAAAAUACGAUUUUUCCCCCAAACCAUAACAAGGCUGAGUACUCAGGAACGCUAUCGUUAGUGAGCAACAGUUUGACUUUCAAAGUCGGACGGAAGGUCGUGAACGACGAGGGGACCCCAGACGAGUACCAUGAGGACAAGGAGACGCAGAAACAUAGACCCAAGACGUUUGCAUGGCCACCGAGAAAGCGAAGCGAAGCACGAGAAUUCUCGAACCCUCCUGGGAGGACAGCUGAAGAGCAACAGGAGCAUACCAUCGAGAGAGUCGCCAACCCCAGUGCCGAAAGUUUAGGUCUGGCAUCUCCUAGCUCGAAACUUCCCAAAGUCAUGUUAAUGCCAACUGAACCCCCAGCACUCGCCAAUUCGAGCGGAGGCGCCGACGAGCGCGAGAAGACGAGCAUUGCAAAGUUCAUCACAAUAUCCUACGCAAAACCUCCUCUCAUCUAUCUCGCUGUCGCCGGAUUGUCGAAACCCAAAAUCGCAAGAAAGCCGGGGAGAUUGGAGGACCUGUCGCAGAAAGACGGAGCUCUGGCAGGUCCCGUAUCAGUCGUAGCUGAUCUCUGGCCUGGAAGCUUAAUACCUCGGAGAUAUAAUAGGAAGGGUGUUCCCGCUGCUGGUAGCGAGUUUUUCUCAACCUCAUCGCUCUCUCGACGACUUCCUGUACACUCGCUUUUUGCCAGCUCUACAUUCUUUGCUCCGCCGGUCGGUUCCCUAUAA
Drepanopeziza brunnea f. sp. 'multigermtubi' MB_m1 is the source of this 795-nucleotide messenger RNA. The record is from RefSeq and is a predicted model, not a curated record. NCBI's taxonomy places the organism in Eukaryota, Fungi, Ascomycota, Leotiomycetes, Helotiales, Drepanopezizaceae.